GCGGUGCGGGACCCAUCAGGGGCGGUGCAGCUCGGCCAUGGCGGAGCCGCUGGAUCCCGCUUCGUCCCCGCUGCUGGCCGCCGCUCUCCGGGCGCACGAAGCAGCUUUCGGGAAUGCGGCGGUGCUGGCGGCGUGGGCCCCCGGCCGGGUCAACCUCAUCGGAGAGCACACCGACUACAACGGCGGCUUCGUGCUGCCCAUGGCCCUGCAGCUGGGGACGGUGCUGGUGGGAUCCCCCACGCAGGACGGGACCAUCUCCAUCGUCACCACCUCGGCAGAGGCGGACGAGCCCCACAGGGUGCAGUUCCUGGCUCCCUGUGCCAGCAGCUCCCUGAGCCCGGGGCUGCCUCGCUGGGCCAACUAUGUCAAGGGCGUCAUCCAGCACUACCGGGGUGGUCCCGUGCCAGGCUUCAGCGCUGUCAUGGCCAGUGACAUCCCCCUGGGUGGGGGCCUCUCCAGCUCGGCUGCUCUGGAGGUCGCUACAUACACCUUCCUGCAGCAGCUCUGCCCCGACGAUGGGGAUUUGGUAGCCAAGGCACUGGUGUGCCAGAAAGCGGAGCACACGUUUGCUGGGAUGCCCUGCGGGAUCAUGGACCAGUUCAUAUCCGUGAUGGGCCAGGAGGGCCACGCGCUGCUCAUCGACUGCAGGUCCCUGGAGACCGUGCUUGUCCCGCUGAGCGAUGCCAGCGUGGCCGUGCUCAUCACCAACUCCAACGUGCGGCACACGCUGACGGGCAGCGAGUACCCCACGCGCCGGCGGCAGUGCGAGGAGGCAGCAGCGGCUCUCGGCAAGGCCAGCCUUAGGGAUGCCACCCUGACCGAGCUGGAAGAGGCCAGGAACCAACUGGGGGAUGAAGUGUUCCAGCGGGCCAGGCAUGUCAUUGGCGAGAUAGCACGGACAGCACGGGCAGCACAGGCACUGCAGCACAGGGACUACAGAACAUUCGGGAGGCUGAUGGUGGAGAGCCACAACUCCCUCAGGAGAAAUACAGUGGCACAGCCACCUUCUACCUCACCAAGCCCUCGGGAGGGGCAAAGGCUGUGCCCCUGUAGAGGAGUGGCCACCGCCCCUGGGAACCUUGGGCUGGCAUUGCCUCCCUCCCCAAGGCUUUCCCAAGGGGAUCAGUUUGUCCAGCUGAAUCAUUUGCCUAAUAAAAGCAAAACAUUUGCACGGUUGUUCUGUGCCCGUGUGGGCCAAAAUCACUUGGGACUGUUCCUCAGAGGAUACUGGUUUAACUCCAGUUUGCACUGGUGUAAGGAGCCAUUAUCAGCACUGUGGAGUCCAGCAGAGCUGCAGUCACAGGAGGGGAUGGCAGUGGAGGAGCAGCAGGCACUGACAUGUGGCAGAAGUUCCUGCUUGGAAAUCUGCCUCUGGCCCCUGCCCUGCAUCUGCUGCAGGUGGAGGAUAGCAGGGGUGGGGGAGGGAUUUUUUAUUUUACUUUAAAAAAACCCAACAGCAAUAAAGAGGCAGAA
This is a messenger RNA of Vidua chalybeata, 1473 nucleotides long. It is a transcript of the gene GALK1, whose product is annotated as galactokinase 1. Gene Ontology annotation, molecular function: ATP binding; galactokinase activity. Lineage: Eukaryota; Metazoa; Chordata; Aves; Passeriformes; Viduidae. The record is from RefSeq and is a predicted model, not a curated record. Gene Ontology annotation, biological process: galactose metabolic process; carbohydrate phosphorylation. The transcript is spliced from 7 exons. Gene Ontology annotation, cellular component: cytosol; cytoplasm. Bases 38 to 1444 code for a protein of 468 amino acids.